Molecule: messenger RNA, 1973 nt
Organism: Rotaria sp. Silwood2
Lineage: Eukaryota; Metazoa; Rotifera; Eurotatoria; Philodinida; Philodinidae
Source: the annotation of a GenBank genome assembly
AUGGACAACAUCAUUAUUGAACUUAAUCGCGACAAAGUGAAGAAUGACGUCACAAUAGUACAACAAAUUGUUUCAUCUAUUUCAUUUCGUAUAAAAAACGAUCAAGCAUUCUACCAAGCGAAACUUAUUGAUCAUCAACUAUUUUUAUUUAUUCGUGAUUAUUAUCUUGAUAUUCUGCGUCAAUGGCGAAUUGGUCAAGUACUUGAUCCAAUUUCUAGUCAAAUUUUCACUCAAAUAGCUAUUCUAUUUGCUGAAUUGUGCUUUAAUGCUGCCGAUGAUGAUGUUGAUCAAUUGAAACAACUGUUAAUUCAUGAAUCUUUUAUUAAUGAAAUUCGUACAUGUCUCAAGGACAUCGCUACAAAUGGUAAACAUUUGCAGGAUCAACAAGUAGAAGCAAUUGAUUAUAUUCUUCGAUCUAUUCAUUAUCUUCAGAAAGGUCGAAAAGAUAUUCAGAGUAUACCGCUGUUAUCUAAACUACUCGAUAGUGUUGUUGAUUGUGUAUGCUCAAAUUAUUUCCUUGAUAUGUUUAAACAGAUAGCUGAACUCGAAAAAUUCAAUGAAGCACAAACAUUUUUACUCGAUACUUGUACUAAUUACAUUUCUUGGCAUAAUGGUGAUCAUUAUAAUGACACUUGUAUAGCCGUCCGAACUGCUCUAUUAAAUAGUUUUAAUAGUUGGUUUCAAAAUCAGCUUUUAUCUUUUCACCAAUUAAGUAGAAUAACAAUUAAAGUCAUUGGUCAACUUUGUAUUACAUUAAUUGGUGGAAAUGCUAACGAUGAAGAAGUUUUUUCUCAAUCAAUUCGUGAAGGUUAUUGCACAAUGAUCGAUCAAAUAUCUUCCAUAUUGAAUACAAUAAUGAAAUCUGAAACAAUUGAUGAAAUAACAAAAGAUUUAAUAAGAGUUUUAGCUCAAAAUUUGUAUUCUUUGACGAUGACAAAUGAUUUACGAACGUAUAUAAAAAAUAAAAACAUUGUUCAAUUGUUGUUAAAACUAGCUAAUAUUGAAGACGAAACAAUACAAUUUCAUAUUUAUCGUAUAUUGGCUUCAAUUAUGACUGAAGAAGAUAUGAAAACAUUACAAAAUUCGACUAAAAUCGCUAAUGUCUUUCUUAGAUUUCUCAUUAAUCUGAUCGAUGAUUCUAGCAGAAUACCACGAUUUCAUAAUUUACUUCGUAGUCUCAAGAUCUUGGUUCAACACGAUCAAAUAAAAGAAGAAUUAACAAAACAAGGAAUCUUAUCUCUUCUUCUUCGUUGUGUAACUGAGUCAAAAUUUGAUCCUAUUAAAGUUCGACUAUCAGCAUUAAAUAUUCUUCUUGCUCUAACAUUCAAUGAUAAUGCUGCAUGUCAACUCAAAGACAAUCCUCAAUUCAUCUCAAAUUUGAAAAUGUUCCUUAAUUCACACAGUGAACCACAGUUUCAGAGAGUAGCUGAAAAUCUUCUGUGGAAAUUAGAAAAAGAAGAAGCAGCCAUUACAAAAUCAAAUGAAACAUCAACAAUAUCUGAUAUUACUAUGAAGAAAUACGAUAUUAUGUUGAGCUAUUCGCAUACUGACAAGGAUUUAUGUUAUCGUAUUCAUGAUCGUCUCAUCAAAGAUAACUUUCUAGUAUGGAUUGAUGGGUAUGAAAUGCACGGACAAACGAUGGUUGCCAUAGCUACUGCUAUUGAAAAUUCAGAGUUCGUAUUUUUAUGUAUGUCAGAUGCAUAUAAACAGAGUGCCUAUUGUCAAUCCGAAGCUCAUUAUGCUUUUGAACGUCGAUGUUAUUUGAUUCCAUUGAUAAUGAAACUAGGUUAUCGACCAGAUGGAUGGCUGGGAAUUAUCGCAAGUGGAAAGAUCUAUAUCGAUUUUCCUAAACUUGGAUUUGAUAUUGCUUAUGAAAAUUUGAAAAAUGAAAUGACUCGAUAUCGACAAAGUCACAUCCAAUCGACUUCAAUAAAGAAACCAAUCGGACACAGUUUAGAUAUGAAAAUAUUAAA